Radiomyces spectabilis is the source of this 1120-nucleotide messenger RNA. Its product is annotated as thioredoxin-like protein. Gene Ontology annotation, biological process: regulation of G protein-coupled receptor signaling pathway. The coding region runs from base 61 to 930 and encodes 289 amino acids. The record is from RefSeq and is a predicted model, not a curated record. NCBI's taxonomy places the organism in Eukaryota, Fungi, Mucoromycota, Mucoromycetes, Mucorales, Radiomycetaceae. The transcript is spliced from 4 exons.
UUUUUUUUCUUGCUGCCCCUGUUUUCUUGACACGCUUGGAUUGAUACGAACUUGUUGCUAAUGGAGGACGCGCUUUUGGCUCAAUUGCAGAAUGCCCACCUUCAUGACGACGAUGAUCUUCGUCACGAGUCAGAAACGGGCUCUGAAGCAUCAGACAAUGACCAAGAUGAAGACAUUUACAAAGACGAUGAUAAUGAUAGUAUACCCUUCAAUGCACAGCAUGGUGGUCGACAGACAGGGCCCAAAGGAGUUAUUGCGGAUCAAAAAUACCACGAACAACUGCAAAGAGAUGCCCAGCUGCGUUCGCAAGCUCGACAUAAUGCUCGCAUAUUAGCCAAGGCACCGACGACAACGACAUAUCGUGAAGACGAAGCGGCUAAAGAUGAACUGGUUUUGGAAGCGAAAGCAGAAGAGAGUGACGGUGAUCUGGAGGAUGAGGCGGCUUUGCAGCGGUUUCGCCAACAAAGGUUAGCGGAACUCCGGAAUAUGAAUAAUCACGCCGUACGACAGCAGCAUCGAGUGUUUGGAACGGUCCAAGACAUUACGGCCGAAGAAUAUGCGUCAGUGAUUGACAAGGAAUGGAAAACGGUUCCAAUUAUAAUUCAUUUGUAUGAUGAGUCCAUUCGUGAAUGUAGAACAUUGGAUGACUAUUUCGUGGGACUCGCUUAUAAAUACGCAUUGGCCAAAUUUGUACGGGUCUCGGCAACCGACCUGGAAUUCGACCUGGUAGGAUCACCGGCCAUUCUGGCUUACCGUGGCGGGAUUUUGGUCGCGAACCUGGUGCGUUUGAUUGAUGAAGUUGGGCCACAGUUCAUUGUCGAUGCAGUGGAAGAUGUUCUGUUACGGAGUGGGGCCUUGUCAGAGGACGAUCUGUAUGAUUUACCUGUUCGUACCAGAUCGGACACUGAAGACGACGAAGAGGAUGGAUGAUGAUUUGAAUUCCAGCAUCAACCGACCAUCCGACUCUCGAUGGAUCAUACGGAUGGACAUGUUCGAUUCAUUUUUUUAGGAUUCUUCAAUAAAUAUUAUGUACCUAAUUGACAAAAAUGGCACCGUUGGGAAACGUGAAAAGAUGUGGGUCCUUGCCAUUAAGAAAAGCGUAUGUCGUCAUGGCCAGGCC